CCAAUCUCAUCCCAGUAUCCCACGACGCCAGCUAUCCCUUCAAAGCCGCCGCCACCGCGGACACGGCUAGGCGCCCAGGCACCAAUGCGGACCCAUCCCCUCGUCGUCCGCAUCCAAGCCUCACCGCCGCCUCGUGCCCACCUCCUUCCCCCGAUUCAUCCGCGAACCCACCCGCCGGCGAGCGCCCAUGACGGAGGACCGGGCCCACAAGGCCACCGACGAGCCCGCCGCCGCGGGCAGGCAAAGGCCUGAAAGGAAGAAGAGGAAGUGGGAUCAGCCCGCGGAGGACUUGGUCUCCGCGGCGGUGAAGGCUGCUGCCGUGUCGGGGAUGCCCGUGAUUAACAUCGGCGCUCUUCCUGGCGUUGCACUGCCUGGCGUCACCGCCUAUGGAGCUGCUACAUUGCCUAGUGUAGUCCCUGUUCCUUAUUCGUUGCCGCCGCAUAUUGCACCAUUGGUGCUCCAGAAUGCUUCUGCUGCACUUCAGAAAUUGAGUCAGGCAAAAAUACCAGAUGAGGUCAUAGCGCGGGAAGUUGUUAUAAACGACGCUGAUCCAUCCGUGCGAUAUAAGCUUACAAAACGACAAACACAAGAAGAGAUUCAGAGAUGCACAAGCACUGUCAUCAUUACCAGGGGAAAAUAUCACCCUCCAAAUGGACAGCCUGAUGGUGAGAAACCGCUCUAUCUACAUAUCUCUGCUGGAUCUCAGUUGAAAGAUACCGCUGAGCGUAUCAAGGCAGUUGACCGUGCGGCUUCAAUGAUUGAAGAAAUAUUGAAACAAGGCACAAUCUCAGAGUCUACAUUGGUCUCUUAUUCUUCUAGCAGUGGACAGGCUGUUUAUCCUUUUAGUGCCUCGAUAUUUUUGGGUUUUGAUGCAGAUCCAUCAUUAAACAUCGCAGCUCGAAUUCGUGGGCCAAAUGAUCAGUACAUAAAUCACAUCAUGAAAGAAACAGGGGCAACCGUUGUAAUAAGAGGAAAAAAUUCAGAGAAUCUUGGCGGUUGUCUUGGUGAAGCUUCACAGCAACCUCUACACCUAUACCUCACAAGUAUGCAUUUAAAGAGCCUAGAAGCUGCAAAAGUUUUGGCAGAGAACCUCCUGGAUACAAUAGCAGCAGAAUUCGGUGCUUCCAGAAUUUCUUCUUCAAAAGUAUAUGGUGCUGUUCCACCUCCUCAGCAGUUGUUAGCUGGUGUAGAUACCUCAGGAGCAAGAUCGGAUGUCCAUUCUACUUUAAGUCCUAAUGUGUUAGCAGGACCGUCACAUUCCUUUGCAUCUACUGGAGUUAUUGCUCCCAUUGUUGCUCCUGAAGUGACACUGCAAUCUGUGGCUCCAACAUAUUCUGGGGUUCCACCACCCAGUAAUAUGACCUGUCCUAUUCCAUCAGUAAAUGGUGGGACAUUUUACAGUGGCUAUGGAGAUAUUUAUCCCCAAGCAACUCCAUUGCAGCAAGUGGCAUUCACACUCAAGCAUGCCUCAUCGUCGACAACUCAGGCUGUUCCAGUGACAUCCACAUCAACAAGCACGGUGAUAAAAGCGAACUCAAGCUCGGAUGUGGAAGCGGAUAAACGUUCCAGAAGGAAAUUCCAGGAACUACCAGUUUCCAAGGGUCCGACUACAGAAAAUCAGAACUCACAACUGGGGUCCAAAUUUAUUAAGACAGGUCUAGAUAGUUUAUGUGACAUUACUGGUUCAUCAAUUGCACCUCCAAAGAAAGUUCAGCCUGGACCAAAUGGAAUGCUUCCACCAGACCAAGGGGAUAUGCCCUCACAUCUCUCUAUAUCGUAUAAGAUACCACCACCACCCCCGAAGAGCAUGCUGCUGCCUCCAACCAAAAACAUGCCACCUCCAUCACCCAGGAGCAUGCCUCCACCUCCACCCAAAUUUCCUUCAAAUGAGAUGUUGUCAAGAAAUAAGAGCAAGACUUUUGCAUCGAAGGAGCUGAUGGAACCUCCAAAGGAUACAAGAUCAGUCUCGCCGGAGCCUAAGGAGGAAAAACCAAAAGGCGGACCCUUAUCUGAUACUUUGCUGAAGCUUAUGGAUUACGGAGAUGAUAACGACGACGACGAUAUUGAUGUCAUAGACAGCGUACCUAAGGGCAAUCCAACUCCUUGUUCAGAGCAGAAACCAUUUUGGGCGGCUUAACACUGAGUCUGUAGUAGACUGUAGUCUGGUGUGAAAUCAGAAUGGCAGAUAAGGAUUUUCCUGCCUGUGUGUCUUCCUAGUCAAAGAGACAAUGGAGCUUCUUGCUCUUGUUCAGUAGUACUGCUAACAGGCCAAGAUAUUUCUUUGUACCGUGUUUCCAAUUCGAACGUUGUCAAAAUGAACCGUGAGCUGUUUUAACUUAGACAUGAAUAUUUGUUGUUUUAGAUUAAAUGUGAUAGUGGUUUGCAGAAGUCA
Messenger RNA from Setaria italica (foxtail millet), 2392 nucleotides. Its product is annotated as protein RIK. The record is from RefSeq and is a predicted model, not a curated record. The coding region runs from base 188 to 2137 and encodes 649 amino acids. Gene Ontology annotation, cellular component: nucleus. Gene Ontology annotation, molecular function: RNA binding. Lineage: Eukaryota; Viridiplantae; Streptophyta; Magnoliopsida; Poales; Poaceae. The transcript has 12 exons.